Messenger RNA from Vigna angularis (adzuki bean), 1151 nucleotides. Its product is annotated as binding partner of ACD11 1. Bases 141 to 983 code for a protein of 280 amino acids. The transcript has 5 exons. NCBI's taxonomy places the organism in Eukaryota, Viridiplantae, Streptophyta, Magnoliopsida, Fabales, Fabaceae. The record is from RefSeq and is a predicted model, not a curated record. Gene Ontology annotation, molecular function: RNA binding.
GUGUGUUGAAUCGCUAUUAAAUCCCGAAACAUUUUUUUCAUCUUCACUAGCAUCGCUCCUCGUAACACCACCUGCGACACCACCAAAGCUGACUUACGCGGCGUUUCCGUCACUGGAGGUUCUAUCUGAAAUCAUUUCCGAUGUCGAUAAAAACGGUCAAAGUCGUUAAUGUUUCCUUGGGAGCAACUGAACAAGACAUUAAGGAGUUCUUUUCAUUUUCUGGUAACAUUGAAUAUGUUGAACUACGCAGCCAUGAUGAACGAUCCCAAACUGCUUAUAUUACCUUCAAGGAACCGCAUGGAGCUGAGACUGCUGUACUGCUUUCGGGAGCAACUAUAGUGGAUAUGUCAGUUACAAUAACUCUGGAUCCAGAUUACCAGCUUCCACCGGCUGCCUUCAAAUCAUUUGUGAGUCCUGAAAAGGACAGUGAAACUCCUGGUGGUGCUGAAGUUGCUUUACAGAAGGCAGAGGAUGUGGUCUCUGGCAUGCUAGCCAAGGGCUUUAUCUUAGGGAAAGAUGCUGUCAACCAAGCAAAAGCUUUUGACGAGAAGCACCAGUUAUCAUCCACAGCCUCAGCAAAAGUUGCAUCCUUUGAUCAGAAAAUUGGGCUUAGUGAGAAAAUAAGUGCUGGUGCUACAGUUGUGGGUGAUAGAAUUCGAGAUGUGGAUCAAAAGUUUCAGGUUUCAGAAAAGACCAAAUCAGCUUUUGCAGCUGCAGAACAGACAGUGAGCAAUGCUGGUUCUGCCAUAAUGAAGAAUCGCUAUGUGCUUACUGGGGCAUCCUGGGUCACAGGUGCUUUUAGUAAGGUUUCUAAGGCCGCUGGGGAAGUAGGACAGAAGACUAGAGAGAAAGUGGAGAGUGAAGAACAGAAACGAAGUGUGGAAGAUCAGCAUGCACAGGUCCUUUCUGAGGCACCCAAAGCAGCAGAAGCAAGUGAGCAGAAGCCUUCUAAGCCUGCUCCUGCUCAGGGUUUGAUCCUUUGAUUAGCUUCUUUGUAUGUACAUAUAUACUUUAUCCGAACCUCUCCCCAAGUGUUUCAGGAUGAUUAACGACCUUUGUUUUUUUCACAUCUGAAGUGAAUGUAGGACUCAUUUACUGUUGGACAUGAGUGCAAUUAUUUAUUUUUCUUCUAUAAUAUAGUUUCCUAGCUG